Messenger RNA from Pelobates fuscus (common spadefoot toad), 2905 nucleotides. It is a transcript of the gene ACO2, whose product is annotated as aconitase 2. Gene Ontology annotation, molecular function: 4 iron, 4 sulfur cluster binding; aconitate hydratase activity. The record is from RefSeq and is a predicted model, not a curated record. Bases 43 to 2388 code for a protein of 781 amino acids. Gene Ontology annotation, biological process: tricarboxylic acid cycle. Gene Ontology annotation, cellular component: mitochondrion; cytosol. The transcript is spliced from 17 exons. Lineage: Eukaryota; Metazoa; Chordata; Amphibia; Anura; Pelobatidae.
UUGCGUCACGGUCACGUGACCUCAUCUUUGUCAGUGAACAAAAUGGCGCCCUACUGUCUACUAGCUGGCCGGGUUCAGCAAGCACUAGGCCAUGGAGCUCGCAGAUACCAUGUUUCCUCCGUCCUGUGCCAGAGAGCAAAAGUGGCCAUGAGCCACUUUGAGCCUAAUGAAUACGUCGGCUAUGAAAAAGCAGACAAAAACAUCAACAUUGUUCGCAAACGCUUGGACCGCCCACUUACUUUGUCUGAGAAGAUUGUGUAUGGACACCUUGACGACCCAGUCAAGCAAGAAAUAGUUCGUGGCAAGACUUAUCUCCGCCUGCGACCAGAUAGAGUGGCUAUGCAAGAUGCCACUGCUCAGAUGGCCAUGAUGCAGUUCAUUAGCAGUGGGCUACCAAAAGUAGCUGUGCCAUCCACUAUUCACUGUGAUCACUUGAUCGAGGCACAGCUGGGUGGAGAUAUGGAUCUCAAGCGAGCCAAGGAUAUCAAUCAGGAAGUUUAUAACUUUUUAGCCACUUCUGCAGCCAAAUAUGGUGUGGGUUUCUGGAAACCAGGAUCGGGAAUCAUCCAUCAGAUUAUCCUUGAAAACUAUGCAUACCCUGGUGUACUUCUGAUUGGUACAGAUUCACAUACUCCUAAUGGAGGUGGUUUGGGUGGCAUCUGCAUUGGUGUAGGAGGUGCUGAUGCUGUUGAUGUUAUGGCUGGAAUUCCUUGGGAACUGAAGUGCCCUAAGGUUAUCGGCGUGAAGUUGACAGGACAGUUGUCUGGUUGGACUUCCCCUAAAGAUGUCAUUCUUAAAGUCGCUGGUAUCCUGACAGUGAAAGGAGGUACAGGUGCCAUUGUAGAAUAUUAUGGACCUGGGGUUGAUUCCAUCUCCUGCACAGGAAUGGCCACCAUCUGUAACAUGGGUGCUGAAAUUGGAGCUACCACCUCUGUUUUUCCAUACAACCAUCGAAUGAAAACAUACCUAGAUAAAACUGGACGAACAGAGAUCGCAUCUGUGGCAGAAGAAUUCAAGACCAACUUGGUACCAGAUGAGGGAUGUGAAUACGAUCAGACUAUUGAAAUUAACCUUGAUGAGUUGAAACCACACAUCAAUGGUCCUUUUACCCCAGAUCUUGCUACUCCAGUAUCAGACGUGGGAACUGUUGCAGAACAGAAAGGCUGGCCACUAGAUAUCAGAGUUGGACUUAUUGGAAGUUGUACAAACUCAAGUUACGAAGAUAUGGGUCGUGCUGCUGCUGUCGCCAAACAGGCCUUGGCACAUGGUCUUAAGUGCAAGUCUCUGUUUACCAUUACUCCAGGAUCUGAGCAAAUCAGAGCCACCAUAGAGAGAGAUGGUUAUGCAGCAAUACUGCGUGAUGUGGGAGGUGUUGUUCUUGCAAAUGCCUGCGGACCUUGUAUUGGACAGUGGGACAGGAAGGAUAUUAAGAAAGGUGAGAAGAACACAAUUGUGACCUCCUAUAACAGAAACUUCACCGGAAGAAAUGAUGCCAACCCGGAGACUCAUGCCUUUGUCACAUCACCAGAGAUUGUCACCGCCUUAUCUAUUGCUGGAACAUUGAAGUUUGAUCCGGAGAGAGAUCUUCUCACCGGUGCAGAUGGUCAGAAAUUCAAGCUGCAGGCACCAGAUGCAGAUGAACUCCCCAAAGCUGGUUUUGAUCCUGGUCAAGACACCUACCAAUACCCACCCAAGCAUGGAAGCAGCCAGCCUGUGGAUGUCAGCCCUUCCAGCCAGCGUUUGCAACUUCUGGACCCAUUUGACAAGUGGAAUGGGAAGGACUUGGAAGAAAUGCAGAUACUUAUAAAGGUGAAGGGAAAAUGCACAACUGACCACAUCUCUGCAGCUGGUCCCUGGCUGAAAUUCAGAGGGCACUUGGAUAACAUUUCAAACAAUCUGCUGAUUGGAGCUAUCAACAUUGAGAAUAAUAAGGCAAACUCUGUAAAGAACUGUCUGACUCAGGAGUAUGGCGCUGUGCCUGAUACUGCCCGCUAUUACAAGGCACAUGGAGUAAACUGGGUUGUGGUUGGUGAUGAGAACUAUGGUGAAGGAUCAAGCAGAGAGCAUGCAGCCCUGGAGCCACGACACUUGGGAGGCAGAGCAAUCAUUACCAAGAGCUUUGCUAGAAUUCACGAAACGAAUUUGAAGAAGCAAGGGCUUCUUCCCCUCACGUUCUCUGACCCUGCUGACUAUGAUAAGAUUCAUCCUGAGGACAAAAUUUCACUUGUUGGACUGAAGGAUUUAGCUCCUGGAAAGCCUGUGAAGUGCAUUAUCACUCAUCAGAAUGGCAGCAAAGAAACCAUCCUCCUGAAUCACACCUUCAAUGAAACCCAGCUUGAAUGGUUCCAGGCUGGCAGCGCUCUCAAUCGCAUGAAAGAGCUUCAGUAAUAAGGCCACAUUUGGAUGAUUGUUUUUGUUUUGCCAUUAACAAAGACCAUUCAUUCCCAGAAUAUCAGCCACUCGAUUGUAACAACCUCCGUCUAGAACACUUAACUGUAUCAGCCCUACCUUCCAUUAUUCAGGAAAGAUAAUAUUGAUUGAGAAAUAUUUUUAUGGCAAAUCCUGCCACAGCUUCAAAUUGUUACUCCCCACCAUUUCAUAUCCAUUUUUUUGUAUUUAUUGCCAAUUUCUGUUGUGAGAGAUUGGACUGGCUAAGCUGUUCUCUUCUAGUCUGUGAAAAGGCUCUGCUACAUUGUGAAAUGGAUAUUCAUGGGGAAAUGUAACUUGUUUAUAUAUGAAAGGGAAAUUGUAAAUGUUUAUGUGCACUUAUCCCACUCAUCAAUAAAAGUUGCUUACUUAUUUGGAUAUGCAUAUGUAGCUUGUUACAUUAACCCAUGGUGUCUUUAAAGAAAUAUAAAAUUCUAUCUGAACAGAUUCCACAAAAUAAAAUUUCUGUAAAUGGACA